Messenger RNA from Naumovozyma dairenensis CBS 421, 2607 nucleotides. RefSeq names its product Sto1p (gene STO1). Gene Ontology annotation, cellular component: nuclear cap binding complex; nucleus. Gene Ontology annotation, molecular function: mRNA binding; RNA cap binding; protein binding. The record is from RefSeq and is a predicted model, not a curated record. The coding region runs from base 1 to 2607 and encodes 868 amino acids. Gene Ontology annotation, biological process: mRNA export from nucleus; nuclear-transcribed mRNA catabolic process, nonsense-mediated decay. The transcript has a single exon. Lineage: Eukaryota; Fungi; Ascomycota; Saccharomycetes; Saccharomycetales; Saccharomycetaceae.
AUGUUUAAUAGGAAAAGAAAGGGAGAUUUCGAUGAAGAUGAUGGGUAUCGUGAUUUCAGACCUCGAGCACCAAAGAGACAAAGAAUCCCACCUGUUGUUCAAUUAUGUAAGGAAAUGAUGCCUGAUAUUUGUACCAUUGGUGAAUCAUUAAAAGCUUUUGAAGAUGAUAUUAAAUUCUUAAGUGAAGCUAUCAUAAAUGAGUAUGGUCAUGAAGAUUAUUUCAAUGAAGCAUUGUUGAAAACUUUAUAUUCUGUUGUUGUGGAACAGCCUCAAAAGCAAGCUGCCAUUGCAUUGUUGACUAUGGUAGUCAAUGCAGAAAACAAUGUUGCUGGGAAAAGUAUUAUCAAUUUCUUUUUCGAGCAGUUACAACAUAAUUGUAAAGAAAGUAUUAACGAUGAUUUCCAAGUUACUUCUAACGAGACUGGUCCAUGGAAUAAAGUCAAGUUGAUUUUAAGAUACUUAUCUAUGUUAUCUCCAAUUAUGAUUAAGGACGAUAUAAUUGCAAUUUAUAAGAGAUUAUUUGAAUUGGCUGUGGAAUUAAACAAUAAAGAAGAAACUAAGAGGGUCCCAUUAUCUGAAGCCAUUUAUGUCAACACUUUACUAAAUAUCCCCGCUCUUUUCGUUUUCAAUAAGACAGAUGAAUCACUGCAACAAAAAGUGGAAGAAUUAAUUACCUAUGUGGAAACUAAUUACAAAAUUAAACAAAUUAAUGUUGAUCUUCUACGAGAAUAUAAUACAAGUAGUCCGUAUCCAGUUACCGAAUUAAUUCAAAUUGCGUUACCAAACGUUAAAGAGGUAUUAGCUAACAACAUGGAAAAAUUGUAUGAAUUAUAUAACGAUUGGUCAGAAAUGUAUCCAACAAAAGGUGUUGAUGAAUCAGGCUUCAAUGAUGCAUUAGAAUUGCCCACUGUUGAACAAUUAGAAUCGUUUGUUAAUUUAGAUAGAGGGUUCGGAUCCGUCGACAGUAUGUGGAAGACACCAAGAUACAUUUUCCAUGUUUAUUUACCUAAUUCUACGGGUAAUUUUGAAACUGUCGUUCCAAUUACAACAUACGCUGGUCAAUUAUUCAAUGACAUUAUCAUUGAUAUAGUGGAAAGUUUAGAAUUUAACAGGAAGGAAGUGGCCAAACAAGUUGUCACAUUAGAUUUGUUUUAUAAACCUGGUAUUUUCGCUGAAGCAGGUUCAUCCAUCGCAGAUUUAAUUCAAUCUCAUGAAGAAAAUCCAUCUAACUCUACUUAUAAGAUAGAAGAUUUAGCAAUUGAAACCAUUUUAAGUUUGAUUUUCAAAUUACCUAAUGUCUCUCAACCAUUUGCUUAUUUCUAUACUUUAUUGGUGGAUAUUUGUCAAGAUUCACCAAAGGCCAUUGCACCAGUUUUCGGUAGAGCCUUUAGAUUCUUUUAUAAUAAUUUGGAUGAUUUAGACUUUGAAUUGAAAUUAAGAUAUUUGGAUUGGUUUUCCAUUCAAAUGAGUAAUUUUAAUUUUUCAUGGAAAUGGAAAGAAUGGGAAAAUGAUUCUAUUAAAUUCAAUGGAAUUGCAUAUAAUCCGAAGGUCAAUUUCAUUAAGAAUUUAAUUCAUAAGGAAAUUAGAUUGACGUCAAAUUUGGUUGAAGUGGAAGAUAGUUUACCUGAGGAGUUUAAGCAAUACUUAAAUACAUCAUUUAUUUCUAACGAUAAAAUGAUGGACUACUAUCAAUCAUUAUUUACUAAUCAUUUAGUCACAAUGGAAGAUGUUAAAGUUGAUGACUUAUUUUUCAAAUUGGAUAGCGUCCCAAUGGAAGCGCAAGUUCGUCAAAUUUUAGAUUAUAUUCAUAAACCAAACAAUCAAAGAGAACUGAAAGAUUUAGAAGAAAUAAUCAAUACUAUCAAAGAAGAAUAUGGUAAUGAAAUUACAGAUUUCACUCGUUUUGUUAUCAUAGUAAUCAUGCAGGCAGUAGUUCAUUCUGGUAGUAGAUCAUUAUCUCAUGCUAAUAAAUAUAUCAAUGAUUUGAGAGAUGAAUUACUUGAAAUUUUCAGUAAAUUAGAAAUGGAUCAAGAUUUGAAAGAAUAUACAAUGAUUGAAGCUGUGUUAAGAUAUUGGAAUACAAACUCACAAAACGGGUUUUUAAUUGUUGAUGCGUUGAAAUUCGCUAAAUUAGUUAGUACCAAGAGUAUUUAUGAUUUCUGUUUUGAUGAAAGUAAUCUGAAUGAUGGUAUAAAUCAUGGGCUUAUCGAAUCUACUGCGAUUGAAGCCAUUUUCAGGAAUUUAUCUCAAGAACUUAUAUCGAAUCCCCAAUCUGUUGCUGAUUUUGAGAUUGUCUUUGAGAAAUUAUGUAUUAUUGUUAAUGGUACUAUUAAAGAUUUAGGAGUUCAAGAAGAUGAAGAUAUUGUCGUACCUAAUGUGUCUUCAGAUAUGGAUAUUGAUUUUACCGAUGUGAAUGAAUCAAGAAGAUUUAAUUUAAGUUGGAAAUAUGCUACCGUUACGAGUUUUAUUAAGAGUCUUUUAAGAAAAUAUUCAGAUGAAUAUCGUGUUCUAGUUGAUAAAUUCAAUAGUGGAAUUGAGAAUGCAAUUCCUCAUGAACCAACAAGAGCACAAAUUUCCAAAUGGAUAAAUGAAGUUAAUUCUAUUUAA